Ictalurus furcatus (blue catfish) is the source of this 3290-nucleotide messenger RNA. RefSeq names its product napsin A aspartic peptidase (gene napsa). The transcript is spliced from 9 exons. Bases 164 to 1360 code for a protein of 398 amino acids. Gene Ontology annotation, cellular component: lysosome. Gene Ontology annotation, molecular function: aspartic-type endopeptidase activity. Gene Ontology annotation, biological process: proteolysis. The record is from RefSeq and is a predicted model, not a curated record. NCBI's taxonomy places the organism in Eukaryota, Metazoa, Chordata, Actinopteri, Siluriformes, Ictaluridae.
UCAGCGCUGACAGGACCGGACACAGCCGAGAAUGGCCGAAGUUUUCCGAAGCUCAGAGGCAGUAGCGGAAGUCUUCAGGUGCAGUCAUACUGGGCGAGAGAGAGAGAGUUCACAAACUUUAAUCUUCCAUUCGCUUUGUUUGUUGGUGGAUUGAGGUGUAAACAUGAAGAAUCUCGGACUGAUUCAGGGAUUAUUGCUGUUUGUUAUGAGCAGUGACGCUAUUAUCAGGAUUCCUCUGCGGCGGAUGCCCUCUGUUCGCCGCACGCUGGUGGACAACGCUCUCGCUCAGGGCCAGCUGAAAUUGUGGAAGGCGGAGGAAGGCAGUGACGUGGUGUGGAGCACGGACGCCACUCAUUGUCCGGUGGAGAAACUCUCAAACUUCAUGGACGCUCAGUAUUACGGUGUGAUCAGCAUCGGGACUCCGCCGCAGGAGUUCACCGUCCUGUUUGAUACCGGCUCCUCCAACCUGUGGGUUCCCUCCAUCCACUGCGCCUUCUUCGAUCUGGCCUGCUGGCUCCACCAUCGAUAUGACUCCAAGAAGUCGAGUACGUAUGUACAGAACGGUACUCAGUUCUCCAUCCAGUACGGCAGAGGAAGUCUGAGCGGUUUCUUCAGUCAGGACACGGUCACGCUGGCAGGUCUGGGUGUACAGAACCAGAUGUUUGCCGAGGCGGUGAAGCAGCCGGGCGUGGUGUUUGCCCUGGCGAAGUUCGAUGGCGUGCUCGGCAUGGCAUAUCCUAUCCUGUCAGUGGGAAAAGUCCGACCCGUAUUCGACUCCAUCAUGGCUGGCAAACUCCUGCAGCAGAACAUCUUCUCCUUCUACAUCAACAGAGACCCUAAAGCGGAGGUCGGGGGGGAGCUGAUGCUGGGUGGUUGUGAUAAGCAGUAUUUUGAUGGAGAUCUUCACUACCUGAACGUCACCCGGAAAGCUUACUGGCAGAUCAAGAUGGACACAGUGGAGGUGGGAAGCACACUGACACUGUGUAAGGACGGUUGCCAGGCGAUUGUCGACUCGGGAACGUCCAUGAUCACAGGGCCUGUGGAGGAGAUUCGAGCUCUGAACAAAGCCAUCGGGGCCGUCCCUCUGAUCAUGGGGGAGUACUGGAUUAGCUGCAGUAAAAUUCCCUCACUGCCGGUGGUUUCCUUCCAUCUGGGAGGGAAAGUGUUCAGCCUGACUGGAGAGGACUACGUGUACAAGUCCACAAAGAUGGGCGUGUCUGUGUGUCUGUCUGGUUUCAUGGCGUUGGACAUACCGCCCCCUGCUGGUCCUUUGUGGAUCCUGGGUGAUGUUUUUAUGGGCCGUUUCUACACCGUCUUCGACCGAGACAACAACCAAGUGGGAUUCGCUCCUGCCAAGUGAUUCCAGUGAACCUUGAGGUGGUUGAUAAGAAGUGUUUGAGUGCUGACAUUGUUCUGACAUUUCUCUCCUUAUUUGCAUGUAAACGCCGCAUAGAUCUGAGCAACUCUUUAAGCAGUGUUUCUUUUCAAUGAAACUCUUUAAAUGGAUCCAAAAAAAAAAAAAUGAAGUCUGGAAAAAACCGGCUCACUCCAGGUUCUCCAAGUGGAAUAAAAAAAAAAGGUUACUCAAAGGGGUACCUCAAUGGGGCAAAUCAGUGGGGUAACUCAAUGGUUAAGAUGAAGGGUUAAAUUCAGUGGUUCACCCAAAGUGUCACUCGAAGUGUAAACUCAAUUGGGUAACUCAGUGGGGUAACUCAGUGGGGUAACUCAGGGGGGUAACUCAGGGGGUAACUCAAUGGUUAAGAUGAAGGGUUAAAUUCAGUGGUUUGCCUAAAGUGUAACUCGAAGUGUAAACUAACUCAGUGGGGUAAAUCAGUGGGCUAAUUCAAUGGGCUAAUUCAAUGGGCUAAUUCAAUGGGCUAAUUCAAUGGGCUAAUUCAAUGGGCCAGCUCAGUGGGGUAACUCAGUGGGGUAACAUCUAGCAUUACCCAAAAUGUAACACAAAUUUCUGCCAUUUAAUUUUUUCCAUAUUUGCUUACAUUAUUAAUACAUUAUUAUUUGAACCUUGCACAAAGUUGAAUAUACGCCAAAAACGGAAUCUAACAAUAUAUAUAGUCUUAAAACAAUAUAAGGUUAAUGACAGUAUAUUUCACAAACACCAGCACAGUAUCGUUGUCUCACUCUCUUUUCCUUCAUACACACACAUCAAAUCCUUUCUCUGAUCAUAUCAGCUUGUUUUGUUUUAUCAUAAAGUUUAAUCAUGUCCAGUCACAUUCAGCCUGAAUACAAAGGCUUUCUUUUUUUAAGUGAACUCAAAUUCCUGUUUCAUUCUCCUACAUUUCUGUUUGAAUAUUUUGCAAAGUUUCCAAAAAGAGUACGAGUGUGAGACGACGUUAUCAAAAGAGCGUCAGACAGGUCCGGUUAACGGCUCCGUCACACUACCAAACGAAACCGCGUGAUGAACACCAGCACAGGUUCAACUAUUAUGUUCAUUAUUAACAUCAAGCUUGGAACUUGGAUUAUAAAUAAAGUACCGCAUGGACCUUAAGCACGCUGUAAUCUCCUGGCUAGCUUUAAUUUCCUUUUUUGCUGUGUUUAAAUGUGUCCAAUCACGAGAGGUCUGAAUAACCAGGAUGUGAUCUGAGGACAGAGUCGACUGUUAAAGCAUCAGUUAGAACUUGUGUUAAAAUUUCCUGCAAAAAAAAUCCGGCAGCUUUCAGAAUUUUGUGUUUAUUGAAAAGGAGAAACAAACGCUGAAUUCCAGCUGAAUACUACUCCUGGGCGACGUCAUGAAGUAUGACGAAAAAUUAUUUUUAUCUGUUUAGUUACAUUUAAUGUAAACAAGUUGGUUCUUGUUGUCAGUUACAUUGUAAUGGCUAUAAACAGUCGUUCCCGCACCAAACCUCUCUUUAUUUCUAUCCAUAUCUACAGCUAGUGGAGAAGAAACCAGGAACAUGACAGAAGUACAGCAUUUGGACUAAAACUAUGCAAAUGUAAUGUUUGUUUUUUUUUAAAUUUAUAUUUUCUAUAUAGCUACAAGUUCUUAAAAAAAUAAAAGUGGUGAAUCAGUUUAAAAGUUCUGUUGAAUCUCUGUACAUUUGAACUGCUGAAAUUGGGAGGUCUUUUAGUUUUCCUGUAUGUUUAGCUUUGACAGAUUGUUACUGAAGCUCCAUCAUUUCCAGAACCUAAACGAUGUUGUUUAAUUUUUAUUAUAUUUUUAUUAUAUUUUAGCUGAUUGUUGCACUGAGACAUGGAUUUGCACUGCGCUGGCUUUCAGCUGUGAAACUUGAAAUAAAGAAAUGUGUGUUUUAUUAAAACAAAUCCUUGUUUUU